Messenger RNA from Daldinia vernicosa, 1758 nucleotides. RefSeq names its product beta-lactamase/transpeptidase-like protein. Bases 1 to 1758 code for a protein of 585 amino acids. The record is from RefSeq and is a predicted model, not a curated record. The transcript has 5 exons. Lineage: Eukaryota; Fungi; Ascomycota; Sordariomycetes; Xylariales; Hypoxylaceae.
AUGCGAUCACUUGGAAUCAUAGCAUUAUUUGCUAUACUCAGCGUCUAUGCUAAAGAGAAUUGCCCUCUAUAUGGCUUAGGAUAUCCAAAACCUACCGACCUUCUUGCUCAACCGGGCGUCCAGAAGGCGGCAAGCUCUCUAGACUCGGUUUUUGCACAAUACAUCGACAAUUCUAACAAGACGAAAUCAGAUCGAUUCUCCUAUUCGGUUGAAGUGUUUUCCGCUGACGACGAUGAACCGUUGUGGUCGCAUCACUGGACUGCGACUAACUUAAAAACUCUCAACUCGACAGGAGUUAAAAAAGUAGAUGGUAAUACCGUAUACAGACUUGGAAGUGUUACCAAGAUAUUUACUAUCUUGACGUUCCUCGCUGAAGCGGGCGAUAUUAUGUGGAAUGAGCCUAUUACUAAAUACAUUCCGGAAAUAAAGGCGAUGGUCACUGACGCCGACACUUCUCAUUCAAUUUCAAAGCCAGACUGGGACUCUAUCACAAUUGGGUCAUUGGCAAGUCAAAUGUCAGGCCUUGUUAGAGACUACGCUUUAUUAGGUGAACUCACACAAGGAUCAAACGCCACGCGGGCAGCUUCAAUUGGAUUCCCCGUCUUAGAGAAUGCGGAAAUACCUCCCUGUGGUAACAGGCCAGUAUGCAAUAGAACACAAUUCUUCCAAGGUCUUAGUAUACUUCCCCCAUCAUUUUCACCAUUCGUUACGCCAGCAUACUCGGACAUCGGUUAUACACUCCUCGGAUAUGCCCUGGAACAGAUGACAGGGAAAUGGUUCGGCAAGAUAGUCCAGGACAGGGUUAUCAAGCCCCUUGGUUUGAAUCAUACUUUCUACACAACUCCCGCGGAUUCCCUCGGGAUUAUACCAGGUGGUCGCUAUCAAACGAAUUGGGCCUUUAACAUGGGCAAUGAGUCGCCCACCGGCAAUAUGUAUACAUCUUCCUCGGAUUUAUCCCGAGUCGGCAGAGCCAUAUUAAGAUCUACUCUUCUACCACCAUCUAUGACGAGGAGAUGGCUUAAGCCCAUUAGCUUUAGCUCGGAUCCAAAAUCUAGCGUAGGCGCACCGUGGGGUGUACGCCAGCUUCAAUUUUCUAAAGAUUCACCUUACCAAUUCGCAACCACGUUCAACAAAGCAGGAAGUCUAGGGAGGUAUAGCACUUUGCUAGCUAUCAUCCCAGACUUCAAUAUCGGAUUCUCUAUCUUGGCCGCUGGCGAUGUUCCCGCGAGUUUACCUAUGGAUAUAGCAGACACGUUGUCAAAUACUUACCUCCCAACCAUGGUGAACACGGCACGCAUCCAGGCGAAUGCGCUCUAUAGUGGAACAUAUAAGGACCCUAAUUCUGCGGUGAAUUCAUCUUUAAGCAUCGUGGUUGACAGUAAAACUCCCGGUCUUAGUCUAAAUUCGUGGAUCAGCAAUGGAACAAACUUGUUAUGGUAUUCUGUAGCCAUGAGCCGAAACGUAACCAAGGAUUAUUGGAACCAAAUUCGGCCAAGCGCUCGACUUUAUCCAACUGGGUUAUGGGAUGCGACAUCUGACGGAGGGAAAAGAGUUGCGUUCAAGGCAAUAUUCGAGGACCUAAGCUUGCCCAACGCUUCGAAACCUUUUACGACGGACUGCUCGACUUGGGUCAGCGUCGCAGGGAUUAUGUACGGCUCCAAACCCUUGGACCAAUUCAUCUUUAACAUCAACGCCGCCGGGAAUGUGACGAGCAUUGAGAAUGCUGCAUUAAGGAAUAGACUAGAGAAGGUAGCAUAA